AUGAGUCGCGAAAAGAUCCCGCUCCUCCCGAAGGAAAAUCACAGCGGACUGUCUUUACUUUUCGCCACCUUGUGCAUCGUUGACAUUUUUGGUGUUUUUCCCGUGAUCGCCUUACCCAGAGCAAUUGUUUUGUGUGGAUCGCUUGGAAUCCCGUUAGUUCUUGUAGUUUUUGGACUACAAAUUUACACGGCAUCAUUGCUUGGAAAAUCAUGGAACAUCGCGACAACGAUCGAUCCUCACAUUUUUCGAAAGAAUCGUUAUCCUUUGGCCGCUGUAACAGAACUGACGUUAGGUCGAUGGGCAAGUAAAUGUGUUACAAUACUGCUUGACGCGACAAUUUUUGGAGGUGGAAUACCUAAUUUACUGGUAGCAUCGCAAAACUUGCAACUUUUCGGAUUAAAAGUAUCCGAGCAACAAUUCAAUUUGUCCUUCUGUUACUGGCUACUCGUUGUCGGAUUACUACUGUGUCCAAUCAUGUGGCUUGGGAGUCCGCGAGACAUGAAGUGGCUCGUUACGUUUUCAACGUGUAUCGUAAUAACUACCGCGAUCCUCAUCUGGUUUUCUAUUGUGCAAGACCAGAGGGAUAUGGCCUAUUCGCCGAUUACAAUGUCUCCGCCGUGGGAGAGAUUCAUUUCAGGAUACGGCAUGCUGGCUUUUCAAUUCGACGUUCAUCCGACUCUGAUGACAGUCCAGGUCGACAUGAAAAAGCACAAAGACAUUAACAAAGCAGUAAUAUCUGCCUUUUCCCUGAGCGGACUGUUGUUCGUGAUAACGGCUGGCUUGGCGGUGUGGCGCUACGGCAGUAAUACAUCUGCCAAUAUUUUUCAAGCAGUUCCAUCAGUCGCGAGUACCCACAUCGCCGUUUUAUUGGCUUCAUUGCAGCUUUGCCUGUCAAGUGCUAUUGGUCAUUCGGCACUUUUUCAACAUCUCGAAGAUCAAUUGCGAGUUCAGAGAUCGUUCGGCUGGAAACGCUGCGCGAUGCGUUCAGCCGUGGUAGCCCUGGCAGUAGCGGUAGGUGAAUCGGUGCCCCGCUUCGAUGUGGUGAUGUCAUUGAUCGGUGGUACUUUGACCGGACCAUUAAUUUUCGUUCUUCCACCUCUCAUGUACUCCAAAGCGAAGGCUCUACGAACAAAAGGAUUACGACGGUCGUCUGCUCCCGAAUUUUCAUGCCGUGAUCCGGACGAAAUUAAGGAUACUCAUGCGAUUUUUACCGACUCGAAGAUGCGUUCAAAACUUUCAAACGAGACCUUUGCUGAUUCUCGAGUGCACUCCAGAUCUACUCAUUAUGGUUUUCGAGACGGGCGCGAAGAUAAAGAUGAUGGUUAUUCGUACAUUUAUUAUGGUGAAGUUGACGAUGAGGAUGAAAGCUUAGGAGAUCAUGAAGAUGAUUUUUCAAAAAGGGCAAAUAAAGUUAUAGAAAUGACGAGAAGUGGAAGCUUACCAGUUAUGAUAGAUGCAAGUAGACCCUCGUUACGACGGCAAAGAUUGCGAACAGUAUAUCUAGAUGCAAGACCUAGGAAAUUUUUUACUGUCAGCAGAUUAGUCGAUUGGUUUGGAUACAGUAUAGUCAUUGUGGGGAUACUCAUCACCAUUUCUUCAACAUAUAUCAAUGUUAAAAAUACUAUUAGAUUUGUUAAAUUUACUCCUCCAUGUAUUGCCAAUGCCUCAGCUGAUAUUUCAGGUUUAUUUUAGAGUGUUAUUAUUGAUGCAAGAAGUGCAAUGCUGUUGGGAUUAAGUUUCGCGUAUUUGUAAUUUAUAUGACGCUA
Messenger RNA from Phymastichus coffea, 1766 nucleotides. RefSeq names its product proton-coupled amino acid transporter 3 (gene mah). The record is from RefSeq and is a predicted model, not a curated record. The transcript is spliced from 11 exons. Lineage: Eukaryota; Metazoa; Arthropoda; Insecta; Hymenoptera; Eulophidae. Bases 1 to 1692 code for a protein of 563 amino acids.